Messenger RNA from Podospora bellae-mahoneyi, 228 nucleotides. RefSeq lists its product as uncharacterized. Lineage: Eukaryota; Fungi; Ascomycota; Sordariomycetes; Sordariales; Podosporaceae. The record is from RefSeq and is a predicted model, not a curated record. The coding region runs from base 1 to 228 and encodes 75 amino acids. The transcript is spliced from 2 exons.
AUGCCGCAGGAUAUGCCGCCUGUUGGGGGGUAUGGGGCUGUGCAGUACAAGCGCAACCUCCCCGCCCACGGCCUUUUCCGUCCCCGUAACCUUAUCCUCGCCUCGGCAGGCCUCAUGGUCUACGGCUGGUACCAGCUUGUUGUGGGUGUCAGAGAGAUGAAGUAUUUUUACCAUUUUGUGCUCAUUGUUUCGAAGAAACCCAAAAGACUGAUGAUUUUCGCCCAGUGA